GCCAAAUUCAGCUCAUUGCGUUGUCAUAUCAACUUGCCGCUCGCAGCGAGCAGAGCCGUGUUGAUUAAGAAAUCUGUUCCAGCAUGAAACUUCAAUAAAAAAGUCUUUAAAAGCAAGAUGUCAGAAACAGUGCAAGAUGAUAAGCCUUCCAACAACAGUGGAUCAGCCAGUGGGGAGAGUGAAAAACCAGCAGAUGGCUCAAUUCCAUCUCUAGAAGGAGACAGUCUUCAAGCAGAAGAAGAAAGUCUGAAGUCUGCAUCUCAAGAUGAAAAUGGUUCAAUCGCUGGAAAGUCAGAAACCACUGGCGAAGAAGGAGAGAAGAUGAAGGAAGGAUCAGAUGAGCAGAAUGGAUCACAGAUAAGUACACAAUCCAAGGAUGAAGAGGAAACGUCAGAAGCAACUGAGACGGCCGACUCCUUCAGCUCCACUGAGAUUCAUUCUUCAAGGAGAGGGCGGGGCAAGAAGAAGAAAGAUGAACCUGUGAUACCUGAUGGAGAACAUACUGUCACCCUCUCAGUUGUGAUCGCAAAAGCCAUACCAACAGUGGACGACCCGGACAUGCCAAAAUUAGAGGAUGUGAUGAAGAAGAAGAAACAGAGGAUAGUUGAGGCGCCCAAGGCACAAGGCUAUUACCACUGCCAGUACUACCUACUCCCUGAUGAUGCUGACCCCAUUAGAACGGAUGUCGUGACCUUUGGCAUGGCAGCUAAGAUCUACACCGAGCAUGACUCCAAGGUGCUGAAGACAUGGCAAGAAGGGGAUCUGACAUGGAUUGCGUGGUCUCAUAGCCACAAACUUCACGUCACCAGGGACGUUCUUCUGAAGCUUUUCAAUCAUACCCUUGAACUACGGGUUUGGGAGUCAAAAGAGAAGGUCUCCCCCAAAGCCCGGUUCGACCGCCCCAAGGCUUUCCGCCUGCCCCAGGGUAAGCCUGGAGAGGAUGCCCAGGACAUCGGUGGGGUGAGAUCGCUGGUUCUCAAGCAGUCAAGGAGUUACGAAGCCUUGCAACCCAAAAAGUUCUGCCUGGAUAGACCGGUGCCGACAAAGGGACCGCCUGAACUUGGAGAUAUGAAGCAGUACCAGAAAAGAGAUGAAAAAGGGAGACUUGUUCAUGAUGCAAAGCACAGUCAUACACAGUCUCGUGAAGGUUCCAAGGCGCUAUUGCCAAAACCCCCGCAUGCUUUGGAACACACCGUCAAACCCCAGCAUUCGCAUCAUGAAUCCCAAUCUGCAAGGAAAAUGAGCAAGGCAGAGAGCACUACAACAUCCAAACUGUCCCAGAGAGCGGCUAGUUCACCUCCACAUGGCAAAGAUAGCAAGCAAAAGAAGGAGAGCUUGUCGGCUUUACAGGGAAAAGAAGGAGAAAUUGAUGGAGCUACCCCUCGCUCAGGAACGCGGAGAGUAUUCAAGGAUUCACCGAUGCAGCGAGAAGCCAAGAGGAAAUCUUAUAAAGCUGAGCAAGCAGCAGCUGCAAAUGCUGCACACAUCAAGAAGUUUGGCAAUGCCUGUAUUCCCAUCAGGAUGAAGUUACUAUUUGCAGAUUUGAAGACGGUCACCAAUCGCCUAGAUUCACCGGUUGUAGGCAUCCGAGACGUUUUCAUCACCGUCUCCCUAGACGGCCCUCUUAUGUCCCCCGACCAACGAUUGGACCUUAACCCAUUGGUCCUCAAGGUCGUCUCUGCCUUAGAUAUGCCAGACACACCUCUCAGUCAUGCUGAGCUUGAGAGGAGAUGUUUGCCGGUUUAUACAUCAUAUAAGUUCUACAAGCAACCAGAAUAUAUGAGUGUUAGGAGGGAACACAGUAAGAAUAUCUACUGGGAUGACAUCAAUGUGGAGCUACUAGGUAUCAUUCCAAAAGGAGAACUGCUGGAGUACCUACGUGGAGCUCCGUUGGAGAUCCAGGUCCAUGAUCGAGACCGAAGACCUGAAGAUAUCAAGCAGAAACCAACUCUGUUCGGUGAAGAUACUGAGGAUGAUAAGAUUAGCAAUGUGGGCAUGGUGGCAAGUAAGAGAACUACACACAAUCCUUUCAAGGGAAGAAUAAAACCGUGGGAUCCGUAUGGCGUCGCCAAGAUUGACCUGUCUGGCUUGCUUCUUGGUGAGAAGAUCAUUUAUCAGACAUCGCCCAUCCAUAACUGCCCUCUUCCUGACCUCUUGGGGAGAGGUGUCAAGAACAACAGGCUGAUUGGUGUGUCCAAUGCAGCCGAUGGACCAAAAGACGAGCCAUUGCCUGUUGGACACUACAUUGAUUCAGAUGCAAGGUUAAAGGUCAGACUAGAGGUUGCCCAUGCUAUCACGACCCCACACGAAGUGCAAUCUAAACCAGAGGUGGAAACUCCAGCAGAGAGCCCGUUCUCUCGUAUCAUCUACAUCUUUGACUACAAGAAUACAAAAUUCCUUCAUCAGCUUCUGAGAUUAGUAACAUCAAUCAAUGCCGCAGCCCUAGACCUAGCACAUCUUCCAGACCAUAUUGUAGAAGCAGCUUUAUCUACCUACAAACUCUCACCGGCUCAGCAGAAGAGUUCCGACCUAGACAUCGUGACUGGUUUCCAGAUCCUAGACGGAGAGAAACACAUUUUUGUGUUGGAGGGACUAAGGGAUCAUUCAAUCUACAAUUUAUGGUCUAGUCUGCCCAGACCACAAAAACAAGAUGGAGUGAUUUUCGAGGCCUUGUACAACUCUGAUAUGAUGUUUAGUGAGAGGAAGUAUGCUGCUCUCGAUGUUGACCUGUGUCGUAUCAAGCUUCAUGAGCCUAUGUCUGUCAUUGUCAAGCAGCCAUUGCUGUACGUCAGGGACAUGGUGCCCAGGCCUUGCUUUGAGGCACUCAUCAAACUUGAUCAGUUGGUAAACCAAGAUAAACUGAGGAAUGUUAGUAAGAAUGACCUGUAUCCUUCUGCUGAGUCUAUCGUCUCAUUAAGUCGAGAGUUUGGUGUUCCUCUUACCACAGCCGACUUUGAAGAUUUGAAGGAGCGUGAUGAGCCGGUGUACCUGAGCGAGGAUGCCGUCAGAUCUCACUCGGCCUCUCAGGUCUUACCUAGUCUUAGACCUCGUAGGAUCUGGACCCCACUACAGAUCUAUAAUCCGGACUACAUCAUGUAUAAGGAACAGAUGGAACUCAUGGGUCCUAUGCAUGAUUUUAUCAAAGAGAACAUUAAUCAUGUGAACAAGAUAAGCGAGGAGAAUACGGCGAAGAAGGUGAAACCACGUACCAUUCGUAUUGAGCCUGUUAAUGGUGUCGCUCAUAAUUACAGCACACAGACACUCAAUGCUACUGAACAAGCCAAGGAACUACUAAGACAGGAACUCGCACAAGAACCUGACAGACGGUUCACCUACUGCAAGGACUUCAACUCUGCUUCUGUUGUUCCUGUCAAUGUGGAGGCAGUCAAGAAGGCAGAGGAACAGAGAUCAAAGGACAUGUGGCAGACUGAGGAUGGUUUCAUCUACCCUGGCAUCCCAUCAGCAAUGGAGAGUAACGUCCAUCCCAUGAAACCAGACCCUGCUAGAAGGGAUGAACUAAAGGAGUCCUGGAUAGAGAACAUCUUGCAUGCCAACGUCUUGAAGCCAACCCUAGAAUAUCGGAACCGUUAUGAAUGGGCGCAACGGGACCAGGAUAUGAACCUCUGGCGGAAGCCCCUCCCAGGUGGCUUCCAGCCUGUCCCACCAAUCACCAUGCACCUCGCCGGCGACACCCUCAAGGGAGAAAAACAGGCCGUCAAGAACGCCGAACAAGACGUCUGGAGAUCGAAGGUCAAAGUGUACGAUACGCGAAUGCACUUUCACCGGGUUGCCCCGGAUACGGAGCUGAUGGCGGCAGGGUUCAAGUCCAGCAAUCAGAUCGACCGUCUCCGCGGCUUGCUCAAGGAUGAGGCCGAGAAACUGUCACUGGUGCAGGAGAACUUCCAGGACAUGCCUGCGCUGUCCGUUGUCAUGAACCCAUCAGUUGAUACGGCAGCCAGGGAGGCGGGGCUGCCUAUCCCUGAGGUCAACAGUGAUAGGGCAUCCAUGCUUGGGGAGAGACCAAACUUCAUGCCCGGUGCCUACCCCCAUGCCAGCCUGGCCCUCUCCAGUAACAGAAUACCCAUCAAGGAUAUGGAACAUGCCAAGUUUGAGGAACUCAAGGGAUAUGAUUUUAGGCUAUACCACAAAGAUCGAGGACCAAUGCACAAACGUCACAUCGAGCCUCUCGCCACCGCAGACAGGGACAACCAUCUCUUCAGGAACAUGCCCGCCAAGCCUUACCAAGAACCUAUUAAGCUCAGACCGGGCAACGUGUGCUUCCACAAACCCCCACCUGGCAUCUAUCCCGCCCACGUUCACACCGAGUUUUAUUACCCUGAUAGAGAGAAGUUCCUCGAUAUGGGAGAGACAAGGAAAAAUGCGACGCAGAAGAAGAAAGUUCUAGAGUCCGCCAUGUAAACUGUUCUUUCUGAUUGUUUGUUACACCUAUUUGUGAACUCUAAUCAUUUUAAAGUGUCCUUCUUGCAUUGAAGAUGCUUCGAGUCGAUGGAAAUUCAGAAAGUUAUAGUUUAAAGACUAUUGCAAAAGACAGACCAUGUUGUCAAGUAAUGCUAAAAAACAAAAUGUUCGUCUUGCACUACUUCACCUCUCCUGCUUUUACAUCAAUAUGUGUAAACGUUUACUUUCUUUGUCAUUCCAAAGUGUUUUCCUUGCUUUACAGGUGCUUUGAGUAAAUAAAUUCAUACAGUAGAUAGUACAAAGACUUUUGCAGAAGACAUGCAUUGCAUUCAAAUAAUGAAAAAAAAAAAAAAAUUACCAACUUCUUCCUCUUUCAGAGCGAAAACAGAGUUCAAGGACUGUCGCAAAACAUGCAUCAUGCCAUUAACAAAUACCAGAAAACAAGUGUUCCUUUCAAAAAAAUUCACUUCUUCCGCUUUUAUAUGGUGCAAGUUAUUUGCUAGAUUAUGGUGUUUUCGGAAUAUCAUUUCCAAGUAGAAAGGUGUCUACAACUUCUGUUGCAAGAGCAUUAGGCCUUCAGAACCCACAAGGAUUUUAAAAGUUUUAGUACAUUGU
Lytechinus variegatus (green sea urchin) is the source of this 5034-nucleotide messenger RNA. RefSeq lists its product as uncharacterized. NCBI's taxonomy places the organism in Eukaryota, Metazoa, Echinodermata, Echinoidea, Temnopleuroida, Toxopneustidae. The transcript is spliced from 20 exons. The coding region runs from base 118 to 4419 and encodes 1433 amino acids. The record is from RefSeq and is a predicted model, not a curated record.